Molecule: messenger RNA, 1677 nt
Organism: Rotaria socialis
Lineage: Eukaryota; Metazoa; Rotifera; Eurotatoria; Philodinida; Philodinidae
Source: the annotation of a GenBank genome assembly
AUGGCAUGUACCCUUGAUAGCUUUCCCAUGGAAGUUCUACAUAUGAUAUUUGAUUAUUUAAGUCCAAUAGAUCUUCUGCAGGCAUUCGAUAGCAUGAGUUCAUAUAUCGACACUAUACUUCAUUCAUACUCUCAUAUUCGACUCAGUUGUAAAGCAAUGAAUAAAUCAACAUUCUAUUUUAUAUGCGAACGUAUUCAUCCAGAGCAACUACAAUGUCUUACUCUUUCCGAUGACGAACAUACGCCAGGUCAAAUAAAACUGUUCAUGUCUCUUGUACCUCUUAUUCACUGUAUGAAUCUUGAAUUGAUAAAUAUGAUACACAUUGAUAAUGUUAAUAUGCUAUGUUUAAUUUUAUCACACCUUGAAGAUCAUCCUCGAAUUCGAUCAUUAAUCGUAUCUGACUGUUGUAUAGAAAUAAGUAAAAACAAUUCUCGUUAUAUCACCAAAGUAUUUACAAGUUUGUCUUCUUUAAAAUAUUUAACAUUUAUGAACAGCGCAACAUUAGCAACUCUGCAACAACCAUUAUUAAAGCUAACACAUUUAAAAAUUCUCUCUUGUAGUUGGACCGACUUGAAGAUUAUAUUUCAAUGGGUUCCUAAUCUCGUUUCUCUUCACAUCAUAGUGCCAUUCAGCCAAACUUCAUAUAUGAUUGAUUAUAUUCCAUUAAAUUUAAGUUCUCUAGUACUCGAGUUACAACGAUGGACUUUAUUCAGUGAAGUUGAAAAUCUCUUGUCGCUGACUAAAUCCCUCAAGCGUUUCAUAUUGGAGACAAAUGGCGAAUUAGCUCUUCUGGAUGCAAAACGAUGGGAGAAAUUAAUUAAAACAAACCUACCUCAGCUAACAGAGUUUGCAUUAAAUAUAACACCCGAAGAGAAUAAUCUGACUGGCGAUGAUGUACUUACACCGUUUCAAAAUCCAUUCUGGACAAAUGAAAAACAUUUCCAAAUGGCUUGUUUGAUCUCAUCCGAAACUCAAUCAUGCGCAAAACUAUUCUCCGUACCUCAUUUUGCUCCAUCUGAUGCUUGGUAUCCACCAAUUGACAACUUCAUUAACUACUCAAUAACUCCUUGUGCAUUCGAUGGUAAUUGCAAAAAAUUAAGAGUACAUAAUCUACCUGCACCAGUUCUCAUUUUAUCUCCGUACAAACACAUUCGAACUCUAUCGGUCGAAUGUAACAUCGAUAAUAUCGAUCAAUUAAUGCAGAUCAUUAGUUUAUCAUCUAUUCGUCAUUUAAUAUUCCCAUCUGUCAUACAAAGUUUUGCAUUGUAUGAUAUUUUACUAGCAGCACCAAAUAUUCGUCAAGUAACCGUCCAUUAUCGAGCAUUGGCGCAAUUUAUCGGUUGGCUUUCAAAGGAUCAAAAUAGAUGCGAACAAAUAAGAGAAUUAUAUGUGCAAUGUGCCCUAACUGGUAAUGAUAUCGAUCUGCUCAGUAAAAGAUUACCGAAAUUAGAAUAUAUUUCUUCGCAUGUGAAAGAACGUGAUGAUAUUUUUCAUAUUUUGAACGAAUUUCAUGAAUUGAAGAGUGCAACGAUUCAUUUCAACAAUAUGUUAAAAAAAACUUGGACUACAAUCGUUGAAUAUUUACAAGAAAAUAACAUUUGCACCGAUGGUACAUAUUGUUUGCAGCCAUAUUUACUAUGUGUGUGGAUUGACGAAGAAAACAAAGAGAUGAAAUAA